CUUCUCGCGCGCCACCACUGGUUGCUCGCGUUUUUCUGUUUCUGUAGAUGUUGUUUGAACGACUUGAGUUGUCUGAAGAGAGCCAGUUUCUUCAGGUGCAGCAGGGCCAUCUUCAGAUUUGUCGUUCUCCGAACCGAUCCUUUUGAGGCUGCCCCAGAAUUCCUCAUCCUCCUCUGCUGGGCUCAUCUGCAGCAAUUUGAAACAUGUAGAUGCUUACCUUAACAUCAGUGAUAUCAACCAAGUUGUCAUUGAGGAAGCUUUUAAACUCCUGGAACUUCUCCUCUGUGGGGCGGUCGUGGCCACUGUGAGGCCAAAUAGCCUGCCAACAAUAAAGUCCAGGUGGUGUCAGCAUGUUGCCUGAUAAAACUGGAUGUAAUGUAAGAGUUGUUUGCAGAUAAGAAUUGCAUACCUUCAGAGUCCCAUUUUCAGCAACCAGUCUCCCAGCAGCAGAGGUAGCUCCCCUAGCAAGCAAUCUAGAAUGCUGAAAUUUACCUUUCUUCUUCUGCAAUUUAUAAAGGCAAAAAAGAUUCAUAUUACACACUGAACUGACAUUUCUACAGUUGAUACAUUAGGGCUGCCUAUACAAAAGCACCAAGUAGGCUUCUAGAAUGAAAAAUACAACUGAAUAUCUUGUGAUUAUCUCUCAGUCUCUCAGCCCACGUAUAAGAAAUUAGCAAGCGAGGCAGCAUAUUUCAGUCUAUCGGUCUUAACAUGUGCAUGUUCUGAAACAAGUGAGGCCCACAAUAAAGCCAGCCAACGAGAUAGAGAGAUUGAGAUUUUGCAUUUCUAUGCCUGAUGAGAAUUGGCUGGAACUCCCUGGCCUCAUUUCCGAGAAUUACAUGACAUAGUCUAUAUGGAUGAGAAAUGGUUCAAUCUGACACAGGAGGAGAACGGCUACUUGCUGCUUCCCGAAGAACCUGAUCCCUUACGCACCUUGCAUCAUAAGGAUAGCAUUGCGAAGGUGAUGUUUCUUGCGGCCGUGGCUAAACCAAGAUAUGGCAAUGUUGGUGUCGUCACGUUUGAUGGUAAGAUAGGCAUUUGGGCCUUUGUCACAGAGUCUCCGACUCAAAGGAGUGAAAAUAGAGAAAGAGGGACACUUGAACUCAAAUCAUUGAAAGUUACAAGAGAUGUAAUGAGGUUCUGUAUGUGUGAGAAACUAAUUCCAGCUAUCCAUGAUAUGUGGCCUGAUGAAGAUGAAGAACGGACCAUCUUUAUCCAGCAAGAUAAUGCUACACUGCAUCUUAAGCCUAGUGACGAGAUUUUUCGACGGGCCGUAGAACAGACCGGUCUGGAUAUCAAGUUGAUCCAGCAUCCUCCAAAUAGCCCCGACCUGAAUAUUCUUGAUCUCUGCUUCUUCAGGUCUCUCCAGUCGCAUACUGAUUGCAGAGCACCUCAAAGCAUAAGGGAAUUGAUAGAAGGCGUGGAGGAAGAAUAUCAAAACUAUGAUGUCAACACGUUAGCUCGAAGCUUCAUGACACUGCAAUCAUGCAUGAGAGAGAUUAUGAGAGAAAAAGGAGGGAUAGGCUACAAGAUUCCUCACAUGCAAAAAGAGCGCCAGCAGCAAGAAGGAAGGCUUCCUAUUGCUCUCUCUUUAAACGUUGAGCUAGUUGAGCAUACCUUAGCACUUAUAGCAGCAGCAGACCUCGAGGCAGCAGCAGCAGCACCUUUGAAGCGGAGAAAGAGAAAGAGGAGCAGCAGCACCCUCCAAGCAGAGAAAGGGAAAGAAGACCAGCAACAUCCUCCAAGCAGCAGUACCCUACAAGCAGUAGCAGCAGCACCACCACCUUCGAAGCAGAGAAAGAGAAAGAAGGGCAGCAGCACCCUCCAAGCAAAGAAAGGGAAAGAAGCAGAGAAAGGGAAAGACGACCAGCAACAUCCUCCAAGCAGCAGUACCCUCCAAGCGGCACCACCUUCGAAGCAGAGAAAGAGAAAGAAGAGCAGCAGCGCCCUCCAAGCAAAGAAAGGAAAAGAAGCAGAGAAAGGGAAAGGAGCAAUUACAUGUCAUUUUUUUGUAUUAAUGUCAGUAAAGGAAAGAAGUAACAGGCAGAAUUCCAAAUCAAAAUUGACCGCUGACCGAGUUCAUCUCUGUUUGUACUAAUCAAUCAAAACAUGCAGAGAGGACUCUCCAUCGAUCACUUGCUAGCUGCUCACAGUUAACUGAACAUGAAAAUACUGAACCAAACAUGCUACUCCUAGUGUUUC
Triticum aestivum (bread wheat) is the source of this 2202-nucleotide messenger RNA. RefSeq lists its product as uncharacterized. The transcript is spliced from 2 exons. Gene Ontology annotation, molecular function: nucleic acid binding. The record is from RefSeq and is a predicted model, not a curated record. The coding region runs from base 854 to 2098 and encodes 414 amino acids. NCBI's taxonomy places the organism in Eukaryota, Viridiplantae, Streptophyta, Magnoliopsida, Poales, Poaceae.